Molecule: messenger RNA, 11229 nt
Organism: Diprion similis
Lineage: Eukaryota; Metazoa; Arthropoda; Insecta; Hymenoptera; Diprionidae
Product: KICSTOR complex protein SZT2-like
Exons: 25
Coding region: 263-10282 (3339 amino acids)
Cellular component (GO): peroxisome
Source: RefSeq, a predicted model, not a curated record
GGGGAAACGUCAAGUGACCAUCGUCCACGAACAUGAUAUGUUUGGUUAUGUUUAUUCAGUAAUGAAAAUAUGGAAACUUGUGUACAAAACAAGAAAUACAUGACCUUUGACCUCAUAUCAGUAUAAAGAGCACAAUCUCAUAUAUGCUUGAAGAAAAUUUGCAACGCUGUCAAUAUCUCGCAAACAUACGCCAGUGGAUAUAUUACAGUAUGGCAUUAGUAGUUCGCACUGCAUACUUUAUCAUUAUGGAACUGAAUAAUCGAUGAAAAAAAAUACAGAAGCCAUGGAGACGGACACGGAAAACGAGGAAAAAGCCGUUCUUGAAGCAGAAACGGUCUACCUGCUCAUGAAAAAGGGUUUUCCAAUUUCGAGAAAUGUCCGUGCUCAAUGGAUGCUGGAGCAUUUAAAUACCACGAUAACAAUACAGCGACCCGGAGCCAAUAACGAGGAAACACCAGAGCUGGAAAUAAUCUCUGUACUACCUGUUGAACAGCCGCCGUCAUGGCGAGGAGAGACGAGCUAUCGGUACCAGUACAAAAUAACAACAAACACGUCGCUCGUUUUCUUAGCUCACAAGUAUAGAAUCGUAAUCAGUCUCGAUUUGAGCCCCUCACUUUCCACUGUUGACAUUCAACACGGUGAAAUAGUGAUGGACGAAAUUUACAUGGCUACCAAACGGUGCCUGGAGGGCAUAACGCGACCAUUUGUGGUACCCGGAAGUGAGCGUGUGAUGAGGCCUGAGAUAUAUGUGACUGUGAUAGCGCACACCCCAUUUUUUACAAGUCCUGCGCAGCAAGUUUUGGUCCAAGGUUGGCUGCUGAACAUGGAAAAUGUGGCGUUGCUUACACGUUUCGUUGAGAAGCAAUUGAACAUUCUUGAAGAAAGGGUAGCUCUGGUCACGGCCAUAGCUAAUCAACAGCUGGAAACACUAAGGUCCGAGAGCGAGCGGCUAGUAGGUGGUCUCUUCGAGGAAGGAGGCACAUGUGCGGGUCAGAGUAACAGCAACUCCAUAACGAAUAUAUCAAUGGUAUCUCCGGAAGCCAGUUUCAUCAAUAUGCUGCGGUAUGGAAUGCUCGCUCUCGCCCUUCUCCCAGAAUGUAGUUGUGCUAAUCUGGUUGUGGUGUCGGAUGGUAUUGUAGGGGUGACCGAUGUGCAUGUUCUGGACUCUCUUGUACAGCAGUUGCGUGCAUCAACAGUGGCGUGCAGUUUUUUGCACGUGGGAAGCACCUAUCACCCUCAUUGCUCAAAUGCUCUAGUCCCAUACCAAGACCUGCUCCAUUUCCUGGCAACAGCUACUUUAGGCACUUACAUGACAUUCGUACCGCAGGCCAAUUUCGACGAAGAAGCAAGGAUGAAUGUUUAUCAUAGGAAUUUUUUAUGCUGGCAACUAUAUCGAACCGCGUCGUGUGAUCCGUCCCAAAUGCAGCCUAGGCCGAACGACUGGCAUACCAGCAAUCCAUCGUUUCACGGAAACAGGCCGCCGCAAUUGCUCAGAAAGAAACAGAUAGACGACAAAGUUACUUGCACCUUGAGCAGCCUUUUGUGCUGUCGACUGCGCGAAGGAUAUCUGAUCAAGCGUGUCGGACUGAGAGACAAUUGCUUGGAAUUGUGCUUUGUUCUGCCUUGGAAGACUCACGUGUUUUUGGAAUAUUUGAUCAGUUGUUCGUGGCCCUCAAAACUGCUGCCUGUAUCCAACACUAUACAUUACACCAUUACCAUUGAGGCACCGUACGAAUUCCUUCACGACAUUACCUGUGUAUCGAAAAAGCCCAUCAAGUCGCAAUACCGCCAGAGUGUUGUUUCCAGAUUUUGGGGAGCUCUCGCUUCUUUGACAGAUAGUGACGACAUGUUAUCCCACUUCAGUUGGUUUCCUGGCUCAGGUUGGACUUGGUACAACGUCCCUGACACAAUCAGAAGCGGGAUGCCUGUUUUCUACUUGCCCACUUAUCCGUUAAACAAUUCCGUAUUGUUGAGCGACCCAGCUUGUUCAUUGUUUGGACAAAUUUGGCGACCGGUCGUUCUUCUCGAUCCGUCGCAAUGGUCACGUUGGAUGCAUUCCCAAAGAAUUGCUCUGGUACUCUCUCACGACAGACCAUUGCCACGUCAUCUUCACCUGGCUAAUCAGAGCGGAAGGUUCCAAAGUGUUCAGUGUCGGCAAGCCGCGGCUGUUUUAUACGCGAUGCUGAAAAAUUGGGCGACAUUCGUGCUCGUCGAAUAUCACACAUAUGUGCAAUUCAUAUUCAAGGAAAUUGACAAGCCACCGGUGUCGUUUUCGUUAAUACGAGUCACCUGCAAGCCCCCCUGUGUAGUACUGAAUAUAGCUUUCGCUGGCGGGACAGAAGGCGUCAUUCGGCACAACGUGGUCGUCGAUUUACUCGAAUGCUUGUCAAGAUUGACGCUGCCCAACCGACCAACCGAGCAGAGGGAAACUCCGUGCUGCAUCAUCCUCAGCAAACCUUUGGAGCGAAUUUUAAUCAGAUACGAACGCGUGCCGACUGACCUGAACACCGUCAUUUUCCCGGAUGGCACGCAGCCUAUUCCUGCCAGAUUUUCACCCGUUCCUGGCGGCUGCUUGAUCACUACUUUGUCGAGGUAUCUCUAUCACAGCAGGUGGUUAUGGGCUGUAAAGAAACCAGUGAUUCAAACAGUCCCGAACGUCGCCUGGCCCAGGCUAAACGUCACCGCAAUUGCCAGGAUACUAUCGACAAUUACAAAGAUGAGGCUCACGGAAGGUUUUAGUUUCGCCCAUUCGGCUGCUGGAAUAAUCAAUAUGGUGCUCGAGGUGCAAAUGCAAGGACCUGCCAACGAUAAUGCAAUGCAUCCUUGCGUCAUUCAGUACAUUCUGUUUCCGCCUCAUACGAUAGCGCCGCCCUCGUCCGAGCGAGACAGUGGAUCAGAAGAAGACACCGACGAAGGCACCGGAGACGGAGAAGCUGGAACCGACGAUGUGGAAGGUUGCGGUGACUUCCAAAUAGUUACAGAAGUCUGGAUCGAGCCUCAAUGCGGCCACACGAUGCUUCCUAUACAACAAACAGCCGCAUACAUGCACGCCUUGCAAUAUCGCCAGAUACCGGAUGCGAUAGCUCAAGUUGACGAAGAAUGCAUUAACGCGCUUCUGACUCUGGAACAGUUGAAUUUAUUAAGUCAAAUGGUUUUAAACGAGGCAAUUGGCGGAAAUAUUCAAUUAAGCGGAGCUUUGACUGCGAACCAGUUGAAUCAAACUAGCGCCGGAUCAGCAGCUGGCAGAUCAACGAGAAGGCCGAGUCCUGCCGAGUGUAAUCAAGAACUAUCUAAUGCCAAUGAUCGAAUUCGGUCGAUACCGUUCACUUUCGACGUUUUGAACAUCUUGCCCAAGUGCCAGCAAGCAGAGCUCUUGUUUUCCGUAUUCUCUGAUGGACCGAGCGGCGAGGAAAGAGAAGGAGCCAACAAGUGUUUAGUGGAAGGGCUCAUAGAGCACAUUAAGCGGCUUCAUAAUAGAGAAUUGAUAUUUACCGCUGACGAAUCGCAGAGGUUUACCGAAAUGCUGUUAGCACGACCUCGAUACGACGCUCCGGCGCUUAGCAUUUCACCACAUUUAGGCAAAGAACACAUGAAUGGAUCAAUGACAAAUUUUCGAAGACCGACCUGGAGAUGUUUUGUUAAGGGUAUCAGCGUAACCCACGUUAUUAUCACGAUACUUCCCUCGUCGGAAGAAGACUUGCGUUCACUUUACUCCCCCAACGAGCAGAACAACCAGAAUAACAGUCAAACGGAUUGUACGGACGAAAACGAUCCACUACCAAUUAAUACCGGAGAUUAUGAAAAAAAUUUGACUCCUUCGCGAUCCGUAAAAAGCGUAGGUAGUUCUUACGCCUUGGACGUAUGCUCAAAUCUCUCCAGCCCAACAGCGACUAUGCUAAGCACACCGAGGCCCAGCGAACGCUGUGAAUCUGCUCUAAAUAACUUUAAACAAGGACCACCUCUGCCCAUAUACGUCUACGAUUGUCCGUUAGCAAUGCUGAUCGACACUCUGGUCAACAAACUGGACGCUUCGCGGGUCAAAGAUAUUUACCAGGACCACACGUAUAAAGCUGGACAAUUGGUCGGAGAAGAUUUCAUCACCCUGAAAUCAGAGGCCGAUACUAAACCCUCUUCUCCAGAGCCAAAGAGCGACGAUUCUGACAACGUUACGGGAGAUCACAAAAGCAUGAUCGAGCAUUGCAAGCUGCUUCACUUGGCUCAUUGUCAGUGUUACGUUGUCGCUGUGUACAAAUCACUCGCUUCUCAACGUCCGUUGAGUUAUCAAGACAUGGAAGCGGCAGUUGAACAGUGCGAAGAAGCGCUCAUAGAAAUUAACAUAACAAACUAUUUGCGCUCAGUUUGCCGGCAUUUAAGUUCAGCCACUGAAACCGAUCCAGAAUCCUCUAGUUCGGCGCUGUCCUGCAAUGAUGUGCAGCACCUUCAUCAAUUGAUAACAGAAAAGUUUGCCAAAAUAAUGAACAACGCUUUCAGAGCUGUACCGGCUCAUUCGGAAUUUUAUUUCUGCUCUCUACACUGGAAUUUCGACAAAAUGGAGAGAAUGGACCUAUUGAGGUGUGACAGUGAAGAGGACGUGGAAGGACUGGUUUUCCACUCAGAAAUGAUCGAUUGCAAGGCAGACCAUGGAAACGAAAACGGAAAUCAGUUGAACUCGACGUGGCCUGGCGCGAGUCUUCAGGACGGGAGUAAACUUUCCAGUCUAGCGUCGACCCAAUCGUUGAGCUGCGAUUUGAUGGAAGACGACAGUUCUAGUCAAGAACAACCUCUUUUCUUGCAGCUCAGCUGCUCGGUGCAUACGCGAUCCAGUCUAUCGACUACCCCGGUAAAACUGCUGCCGACCUGCUUCACAGAUAUCGUGGAAAAGCUUGAAGCUCCGCUUGAGGAGCAUAAUCCGGCAGAGAUGAAAAUAACCCUGGAUAUAAUAUGCCUCAACCUUCCGAGGGAGGUUCUAGAUGUGAGUCUGGAACGCAGUCCGGGGUUGAGAACAACUUCGUUUUGCAGCGCCUCUUCGGUUGGCAGCACUACGACAAACAGCGAAAGCAGUCCUGAUUACGACACGCAAAUGUCCGGGACCGACGCUUUACAGGAUAGAAUUCAGCAUUUACCCAGAAGACAGCACAACGCAGUCUGCACGUUGGUCGACGAGAUCGAAUGGCUGCUGAGGGACGAAACUGCGACCGCGCUGCUGGAUCAGGACGUUCCUACGGCACAUACCCUGAAUCUUGUCGCGAGGCAUGUUUCCGAAUCCACUGGGAGGCCAAGCUGUUCAACGGAUAAAGUACCGCUGCAGUUUGUCUUUCCAUCUGAACAUUGCAGCCCCAAGUUUCUGGAGGAAUUGAGGAAGUUGGAAAUCGAUCGGUACCGCAUCAACGAGGAAGGCAGUCUCUUUUAUUUUACCAAAAAUAACAACUGCAGUAACGACGCUUUAGAAAUUAACUGCGAGUUGAGUAACCGGGAGGAAAAUGUAGCACCAAACGACGACACGUUCCAGGAAGAUGCAGCAGAACCACAACUACAGGAUAUCGAACCCAGAGUGAGCGGAACGGAUUUUGGAGACCCGCCAGGAUGUCAUUCGGAGAUAUCUAGCGCGGGAGAAGGCCAAACUGGAACCGAUGACGGAUACGAAGGAGAUAGCAGCGAUUCGGAGGACGAUUGCCACUGGUUGGCCGAUCUUGACAAACGACGAAAUCGGAUGCCCAAUUUUUGGCUUAUAUUAAAAGUCGAAGAUAAUUUCGUUUACGUCUACUUUCAUUGCAGGUUCCUGGAACUAGCUUCUCCUGAGGUCGAUCGUUACCGACAAAUCCAGAAGAUGGUGAUGUCAGAAAUAAAGGCAAUAUGCCGACGGGUGAAUCAGUACCUAUUACUGCAAAGCUUGCACGAUACACGAACCUGCGAUUCCUUGCUGGAACCAGAAUCGAACGAAGACUACGUGUGGCGAGGUGAGACGGGCAGUGAGUCAGGCGCCACACACCAAAAUCAAGUUUUCUCGAUCAAUAUGUCGCCAGGCGUGUUCAGGUGCCCGGUAAUAUGGAAAGUCCCAUUCUGCCUUCAUCCGAGGCUGAAAACUGGGCCAGGGAAACCUGGACUUUCUCGCGGAAUAAAAGCUCUCCACGCAGUGUUGAAUCGUUUUUCCGUGAACAAUCGAAGCAACAUGUUCGUCUAUCAGGAAAACAACGAGAACGUGUUUUACCUGAGAUUGCACGAACAGAUAAGCGAGGUCAAACCGCUGCAGAAUAAGCUCUCGGAAAGUCAUGAAAAAUUAGUCGUCUCUAGGAGCAGCAGCAUCACCUCGCUAUCCCAAUCCAAAGGAAAAGAAGGAGAUGUUUUGGGGACGAACGAUACUCGCCCGAGGGUCCGAUCCUUCGGUGAAAAGGAAAGUGACCUACUGAACAAGCCUGACGAUCUGAUAAUCCUCAUGGUUCAUGGGAUUUCUGACGCCGGGCCUGCAGUAAAAUGCGAACUUGUUCAGGUUCUGCAGAAUCGUCUCGACGACGCCGUGCUGGAAGUUUUGUCCAUCAUGCUCGCCAGGAAUCCUGUGUGCAAGUUGACCCCAGCGGACGUGCACUUCAUUCAAAAACAAUACCAGCCCCCAGAGAAUGUCGUACAGUUGUUAGUGCCGCCGCAUUGUCUGCCUCAUAUAGAAGCCUUGGGAUACUACCUGCAGCAAAACCUGCUGCAAUUUUUGCACAAUCCAAAAUACACCGACUCGAAAAACCACAAUCAUUUUCAAGACUACACCAAAGAUUCUAGCAAAAGAGUUCCUGAAUCUGACAUAUUUUUGUACAAUCAAAGCCAGUCCAGCGGCAGUAAAGGAAUCGCUUGCAUAGCCGUCGGGAUCGUCAACUCCAGCGGGGAAUUGAUAACAACAAGUAAACAGGAAUGGCUGGAUUCUGACUUUCCGAAUCCGUUCAAAGUCGAGCAUUUCCAAGGAAUUGUUUCCAGCUCUCUGUAUGACGGCAACUUACAGCCGGAUUUGUCCCCCGAGGCGCUGAUCGAAUUCAGAAUUUGGAAACAAGGCCGUGUCAACUUGGAAUCUUUGACCCAAAAAUUGCGUUCGGCAGCCAGGCAUGCCACUUGGGAUUUAGUCACGGAAUACAAACUCUUGCCCACUGUUCUCAUGGAAGAAUUGCCCAACGAAGUAUCGUUUGAUUGUACAGUAGCGCACAAAGAAACCCAGACGCCAGUGAAGAAUAAACAAUCCAAACCCCCAAUUUCGGACACUAUCCAGCUGAACAGGUACGAGGUAGGCGAAGACGGGAAGCUCCAUGAGGUCUAUCGCACCACCCUGCAUCACUGGUUUCAGUUUGCUCUACAGAUCAACGUACCUGCGGUGAAAAAACACAUAGUCGUCAUGCAAAGGAGACACCCGAUUCCUGUCAUCGCUAAAGAACUGCAGAGCUUGAUUCGCGGUCACGCACCUGACACGUCUUCCAGGCCCUUCGUCUUAUCCAGGCGUCAGCCGUUCAUCGAUACCAGCCCGCCUCACGAAGAGAUUCACAUGACGAAAUCUUUUCACAUGUCAGAAAGCACGGAGAGUGUCAACAGCUCUUGGCUGUCCGUUGUCAAGGAUGAUAAUAGCGACCGAAAUGUAUAUGUACCGUGCGAUUUAACCAGGGAAGAUCAGAGUCCGAUAAAAUGCCUCUUAGUUGCCAGAAAUUUUUAUCAGUGGAAGGCUUCGCACAGCAAAACAAUCGAACCGGAAAUGUUGGUGCCUAAAGAUCAAAAAUUACUCCAGAAAUUCAACCCUCUGAUUUUGGACUCCAGUUUUGUUCCCAGACAACGCCUCCUGCUUGCUAAAAUACAGAGCGAUAACAUUAUUCUCUACAUGUACAACUGGUCGAAGGAACGUUCCGAGAAGUUGACUAAGCAAGUGACGAAUCUUGGCACGUGGCUGUCGUCGAGAUCGAGUUUAUUUACGAACAUAGCGAUGCAGAAACUGGGAAUAUUCCACCAUCAGCCAGCACCGGCUUUCCCUCAGGAGGACAGAAAUCCGUCUUACUAUCAAAUAACCGACAUGGAAACUCUGACGAAGUUUCCAAACGAUUUACACAACGACGGUAAAGAAUGGCCUCGAACCUCGAAUCGCAGCAACCUUGGAAAAGCAACAACCGUGUCAUGGAAUCCUCGCAUCGCUCAAGUCCUUAGGGACGCUAAACCCAGUGGUCCACACCCAGUGAAUAAUGCGACAGAUGCGGUGGUGAGAGCAGCUUAUCGUCUGCAAGACGUGCGUCAGCGAGAAAAAAAAGCCAAAGAGGACUUUAAGUGCCUUGGUGAAAUGUGGCAAAGCCGCGCAGCUACUUCCAAUAUCCCAAUCUCGCAAGCUACUUUAAAUCUGUUCAAGCAGCACUCUCGACUGAUUCAUUACUGCCAUACGCCACUUCUCUUUCUACCGAAAUGGCGACUGCAGUCAGCCGCCAGCAGAGACCAUUCUCUCUCUCAGCCUCCCGCCACGCUACAAUCAAUGGUUCAACAACAGUCUCCUCAGAAUGCUCAGGCUCAAUCCAAAACUGCAAACGUCACUUCCAAUGCAACGAUCACCGAGUGGCAUAGAGAGCUGUGCACCACCAUGUUGAUGGAGUAUAAACAGUAUCUUCAAACCUUGGGAUUCAACUCAGUCAGAGUCGAAUCUUCCAAAAAAGUUAAACAAGGCCAGAAUCUGCAUCACACAUGCUACCUGCAAAAAUCUAUGCUAGGUGGUGUUUUGUUGUUCGAAGUCCUGAUGCGUGAACCGUACUUCAUAGCCAAGGUGCGGGUGAUCGAGUGCAGCAGACUUCAAACAAAAUCAAGCAGUGCUCUGGUAAAUCAGUUUAUGCUCAGUUUCGUCGAUGCCUGUGACAAGGUGAAAAUUGACAUGCAUCUUCAUUCUUUUACGUACGACUUUCACCUGCGCUGUAUCCAUUCGUAUAUCGCUGGGAACGGCUUGUGGUCUCUGCGAGAAGACUAUGACUUGACGCAUUUCUUGGACGAUUUUAUGAAGUACUACAGCAAGGCUCCAAACUACGCUAGAAAUCUCGUCUACAGCGAUACGGUUACUGUGAGUAACUUGGCGACGCCGGCGCGAACCUUGUACUCGUAUCUUCUGUCAAACGAGAAAGCGUGCGGUAUGCAAGUUUUGGGUAUGUCGCGCGAUUCCAACGAAGACAAAGAAAGCGAAUUCGUUUUAGUAAGACUCCAGAGUACCCCUUUGGUCAGUUAUUGCGAUGCGCAGGAUAUGAAACACACCAACGACUUUGAUAUCACUCUAAUAGUAUCGAGGCUGGAGCAGCCACCGAAUUUGGAAAAAUCUGAGAUAACGUUGAAGUACUACUUGAUGCUAACGAGGAAGAGGGAAGUCUACCCGAAGAAGGAGUCCCAGAACAAUAAGCUUGGAAAAUUUCGCACAGUUUAUAGCAUAUCACGAUCGGCCAACAACUCGCACGCCGAGAGUCCAUCAGGCUCCAGUCCAGUCUCGCCUGUACCGUCGCUACAACAUAAAACUUCGAAAACCGAACUGCUGACCAGCUCCGUUGAGUCGAGCGAAACCCAAGAUGGAGCUAGCACGGAACUCGGGGAGCAGCUCAAGACCGACAGCCCAAUUGACGUAAACAAUUCUCUAGCUCCGACUCCCCCACCAGUUCCCAGUUCACCUUUGACCCAAAAUCCAAGCCUUCCUAACGCUCCUGCCACCACGUCGUCGCACCUGGUACAAAUUCGACAGGAGUCCGUCAAUUACUUGGGGUACUAUUCGUCGCACGAACAGCUGAUGCAACAAAUGAUCAUGUCCCAAGCGCACGCAGCAACGGCAAAGAUCACGACUAUGAUAAAAGACGGGGCUCUUCAAUGUCGAACGCAUUUACUCUGGAAUAAACUUCUCGAGAAUAGAUCUGUCAUGAACUAUUUCGAGUUUACCGAACUCUGUACGCUGGCACAGGUUGAACCGCUCUCUAAAAUUGAUCCGAGGCUCAGCCUGUUGCUUAGUCAGCCUUUGACUUGGUACCAGGCUCUUGCCAAAGUCUUGAUGAACAAAUACCAGGAUCAUCAUAAACUCUUCAAUGCACCAGAUGGCAAUGUUAACCAUGUUGUUGUACUUCAUCCGAGUUACCUGCAUGCGUUCAUGAUGCUGACCAUAGAUCUGCACACUUCGCGAGGGGAAUUGUGCGCGGUGUAUAGAAAGCCUGCCGAACUUGUGACCUCUUCGUUUAAUUUGGGCGAUGUGUACAGUUUGAUAGAAGGAUUUGUAAAUGUGUGCUGUUUUCAUUUGUGGAUGGGACUUUGCAGCCAAUAACUCAAGUAUCGUAAUAUUAGAAUUCACUAUGGAAUAGGUAAUAUGAUUGAGCAUUGUACAUAAAGUGGAAGCAGAAAACGAUCGACAGGAUAUUUCUGAUUUUCAGUGUCGAGUAGAUGUAAUUAUUUGAUACCUGUAAAAUUAACAUUAUUAUUAUAAUGAUACUUGCCACUUUGACAAAGAUGUAAUAAUUUAUAUAGGUAUAAGUAUAAUUAGCAUCAACUCUAAAGGGUUAUAAAAAUUUCUGAAGUAAAACAAUCAAAAGAUAGAAGAGAUUAGUAGAGAUUUAUAUUCUUUGUAAAUUAAAAUUGAAAUUAUGUUAGAGAAAUUGCCUCAAAUUCAGAUGCCUAUUAGAAUUCUCGAUAUUUGUUUCUCGCCAUAGAAAAAGACUGUCGUCGUUCUAUUAUUUCUUAUUUAAUUUUUUAAGCAUUUUUAUUGUUUUAUAUAAAAUCGUGGUUUUUUAAAUACAAGCAAUAGUUACAACGAGACUCAAUUUAUAGUAAAUUUCAUUAGUAAUAGAAAAUGUUGGUUACAUUUGCCACUACAUGAAAUUACCAAAAAAAUUUCAAUUAGAAAGCUAUCUUAUGCGGUCUUGUGGUUCAAGUUCUAAGCCGUAAAGUUUACGAAAAUACACCAAAUCAAAGUUUAUUUCAAUUCUACAAGCACGAUAAAAUUUUUUAAUCCGUGUAAUAUACGCACCCAGCUGGAUCAAGUAUUAGUUGAUAUUGAAACUUGAUGAAGAGUUCAUAAAACGAACGUUGAAUUGCAGGAAAAAAUAAUAUAUAAUUUUUAUGAUUUUAAUGCGUACUUACUUUACACCAAAACUAUUCAAUGACAUUUACUUCUGCAAAAUAAUAACUCUACUUACCACUGCCUGUAUAAUUUAAAAUGUAAAUAAUAAAUAUAUAUAUAGGUAUAUAUAUGUAUAUAUAUAUAUAUAUUUGUUU